GCGGCCGUUACAGAAUGUAGAUGUACUCCGUCAUUCGUAUUCGUUAUGUUGUCUCCUGACGUCUGCCCGUAAUUUUCAGAACAGUAAAGUUUAACAAUGACCAAGUCAGAUGCUUUAGAAUCUGCGAAACAGAUAGCUUGUAACUCAGCUAUUUCUGAUUGGCUUAAAGAUAAUCAGAUUAUUGGACUUGGAAGUGGCACAACAAUCAAAUACGCUGUUGAGUAUAUUGCUGACAAAGUGAAAAAAGAAAACCUACAGAUUCAGUGUAUACCAACUUCAUUUCAGGCCAGACAACUUCUGAUCAACCAUAAAUUGCCAGUGACAGACCUUGAUGUAUGUGAACAGAUUGAUGUAACUUUCGACGGGGCAGAUGAAGUAGAUGAACAUCUUCAUUUAAUCAAAGGCGGCGGUGGCUGUUUACUCCAGGAAAAAAUUGUCGCUUCUUGUACUAAAGAUUUUAUAGCUAUUGUCGAUGAACGGAAACACUCAAAGAAACUAGGUUCAUAUUGGACUAAAGGCUUACCAAUCGAGGUAGUUCCAAUGGCUUUCAAACCGGUACAAACAAGAGUACAGAAAUUAUUUGGUGGACAAGCGAUUCUACGAGAAGCUGUUUCAAAGAUGGGUCCAGUUGUAACAGAUAAUGGAAACUUUUUAUUAGAUUGGAAAUUCGACACAACUAAACAAUAUUAUUGGCCAGAUGUAAAUGUUCAACUGUCACAAAUACCUGGUAUUGUUGAUACUGGCCUGUUUAUCAAUAUGACAAGUAGAAUUUAUAUUGGUAAUUUGAAUGGUACAGUGACUAAAUUGGAAGGGAAAUCAUCUAAUCAACAUACGUUAAACAAUAUCAGUAAUUUCUAAUUGAUUAUAUACCUACCUACCUACCUAUUUGCUAUUGAUUUACUUAUCCUAUUUUGCUCUACUUUCACUCAGGGUUUAAAUUAAUUAUCGUUAUUAUUUUGUUUUUGUAUUGUUUUGUUGUUCUUUUUUCAUAAAUACAAAGAAAAGUACUAUCGUUGUA
Schistosoma intercalatum is the source of this 1018-nucleotide messenger RNA. Lineage: Eukaryota; Metazoa; Platyhelminthes; Trematoda; Strigeidida; Schistosomatidae. The record is from the annotation of a GenBank genome assembly.